Molecule: messenger RNA, 501 nt
Organism: Babesia sp. Xinjiang
Lineage: Eukaryota; Apicomplexa; Aconoidasida; Piroplasmida; Babesiidae
Gene: rps14
Product: 40S ribosomal protein S14
Exons: 2
Coding region: 1-501 (166 amino acids)
Biological process (GO): ribosomal small subunit assembly; translation; maturation of SSU-rRNA from tricistronic rRNA transcript (SSU-rRNA, 5.8S rRNA, LSU-rRNA)
Cellular component (GO): cytosolic small ribosomal subunit; ribosome
Molecular function (GO): small ribosomal subunit rRNA binding; structural constituent of ribosome; mRNA 5'-UTR binding
Source: RefSeq, a predicted model, not a curated record
AUGAGUUCCAAGAAAUCUGCCAAACAGGCAGCGGAGCCCACUGGCGAUGCUGCCGCCCCCGCCGCGGCUCCUGCUACAGCCCCUGCAUCUGCUCCCUUGGGUCCCCAGCACAAGGGUGACCAGGUCUUCGGUGUUGCCCACAUCUUCGCUUCCUUCAACGACACUUUCAUCCACGUGACUGAUUUGUCCGGUCGUGAGACUUUAGUCAGGGUUACUGGUGGUAUGAAGGUUAAGGCUGACCGUGACGAAUCCAGCCCUUACGCUGCUAUGAUGGCUGCUCAGGAUGUCGCUGCUAGGCUGAAGGAGAUGGGUAUCACAGCCGUUCACAUUAAGCUUCGCGCUACGGGAGGUACUAGGUCGAAGACCCCCGGCCCUGGUGCACAAUCUGCCCUACGUUCUCUUGCUCGUUCCGGUUUGAAAAUCGGAAGGAUUGAGGAUGUUACACCUAUUCCCACUGACUCCACCCGCAGGAAAUGUGGUAGAAGGGGUAGAAGGUUGUGA